Messenger RNA from Ceraceosorus guamensis, 4651 nucleotides. RefSeq lists its product as hypothetical. NCBI's taxonomy places the organism in Eukaryota, Fungi, Basidiomycota, Exobasidiomycetes, Ceraceosorales, Ceraceosoraceae. The coding region runs from base 227 to 4210 and encodes 1327 amino acids. Gene Ontology annotation, molecular function: microtubule minus-end binding; gamma-tubulin binding. Gene Ontology annotation, cellular component: spindle pole; gamma-tubulin complex; equatorial microtubule organizing center. The record is from RefSeq and is a predicted model, not a curated record. The transcript is spliced from 5 exons. Gene Ontology annotation, biological process: cytoplasmic microtubule organization; meiotic cell cycle; spindle assembly.
CGACGAUGAGUCGACGCUUCCCUUCGGGCACGCUCCAGCUACGCUCGAUAGUCAGUGAGUACGGGGCUUUCUGAGAGCCAUCGAGUCGCAGUCGCAAGUGAAGAGUGACCUUCCCGACCUACACUUGAUCGAAAGGAGCGACGCCUCCAUUGAAGCCUUGUUCGCCAGAGGUCCGACCCUAACAGUUGCGGAAGAGCGCCUACCCGCGGCAGCGCGGUCUGCCACCAUGACUUCGGCAAGGGCUGCGAGCAGGAUGACGACCGACGAACUGCUAGCACGCUUCUCCGCAGCCUUUGCAAGCCUUGACGAGGAUGACGGUGACAUCUCGUGCGAGCAGCACGGAAAGGAUGAUGCUGCGGGCCCUUCGCGCGAGUCGCAAGCUGACUUCGUUGAGCGCUACGAGGCAGUGCAUUCCAUAGCGCAGAAGCAUAUACGUCCAUCGACAAGCGCCCGCAAGCUUGCACCGGUAGCGCCGACGACGGACUACGAGGCAGCCACUGAGCACAUUCACGGCGUCGCUCUGAGGAACCGGAUCGAAUUGCGCGAAGAAGUGAGCGAUGCGCUCAAAGCUUGCCUUGGCGCUCUGGAUAAAUCCAUGUCGCAAGCCCAGCAUCUGGCUCGGCAAAGCAGAGCACUGCAAGAGUCGCGCAGGGCGGAUAGGGAGAGGCGACUCGCCAACGGCCUGAGAGCGGAGGAUCUCCCUGCCAGUCUCAAGGGCAAGCAGAAGUUGGUGGAAGAUCCGGCCAUCACUUCGAGGAAUGCGGGGGAAAUUUUGGCGCUAUUGCUCUCGCUUUCACGCGUACCCUCUGAGAACGCGUCUGAGUACGCCAAAGAUCUUUUGCAAGGCAAGACUCGACGCUCUUACGCUUAUCUCGACGAGGAGCAUCAGCGCGAAGCGCAACGAGAGGAGUGGCUAAGGAUCUUGAUUGAAGAUCCUUUGGAGCUAGAACACUCGGGCGCGACUGACUCGGACGAUACCCUGAGCGAGUGGAGCGAUCUCUCUGCGGAAGGAGGUGCUGAUGGGUCAAUGCUGCCACCGAAAGCCACUCCAGCGAUGAAAGACGCGGUGAACUCCCGGAAUAGAAUUGCUGCUGCUGCUCGCGCCGACACGGAGAGCUCUGGUGCGCAUGCGCAACGGCUACGAGCAUGGCAAGGAGCAGCUAUUCACCAGAUUAAAUCAGCCGGUCAGGACACCCCGCAGCGUCACCAUCUCGGCUUCGUGCGACGCCCCUUCGACUUGGGCCAGCCAGACACGCUGCUAGCCCUGGAGGUGGGUGAAAAUGCACGCAUCGCUCAACUGCAAGAAACGCAUGCCUUGCGCGAGAUUUUGCUAGCGUUGCAAGGCGAUUCAAACAAGCUAUUUCGAUGUCGCAACAAUAUUGGCGAAUACGAGCUUGUUGCAGACCCUGCAAGGAUUAGUCAUUUAUCUCUAGGUUCCUGGAAUGCGGCCUUGACUCAUUUUGCGGUCAUCUGCACGUCCCUCGAGAAUCUGCGGCAGCUCUCAAGUCAGCUCCAAGCUUUGUCCGGUGGCGGCAUCGCAGGACCUUCUCUAGUGACUGCCCAGUCCUUUCGCAGCUUUGGCGGUGCACUCAGCGAAGUGCUCGGCCGAACAAAUCAUCAAUUUGCCGCUUACGACGCGGCGAUUGCUAAGGCCCUCGUCCGAGGCGCAGGCGAGGCACCUCCUAUGACCACCUUGACCGAACUGAUGACCAAAGUCGACUGCGCGGUCGCCACUCUUCUAGAGCUUGAAGAGAUAGCCCGGGAAGUUGAUUUAUUUCAAGCUCGGAGCUCCCUCGAGCUGCGCGCGCCCACUCCGUUCCGAAGUGUGACACCACUGCUUGACGCCUUGCUCGCAGCAGUGCGCUUCGAAGUUGCCUUCUCGGAAGGACGAGAUGUAAAACUUCGCGAGCAUGCGCAGCCCGACCCUGAGGAGCUCGCCAGGUGUUUUCUUGCGACGGCAAGUCCCCUCUGGGAUGAGGCGCGACGAUGGAUUGUACACGGCAUGCCCAUGGCCUCCCAACCCUCGGAUGAGGACCUCAGCCCCACUGCUCGUGUUCAGCGCUCGCAAAGGCUGGCAGCAACUUGCAGUUUCUUCCAGCAUGAUCAUCGGCUCUCACCGACCGACACCACCUUUUGGACCGAGGCUUGGACCCUCGGAGCGCUGGAGCAGGAGCGCGGCGUCGGAUCCUCUGAAGAUGCGCCUCGAAGUGUUCCUUUGCCCCCUGUCUUCCUCAUUGGAAAAGGGCUUGCGCAGGAGAUCCUGUCCGCUGGCAAGGCUGUCGGUCUCUUGAGACUUUUAGGCGCUGCACACGAGCUGCCUCUGCUUGCAAGCUUGCUUCAAGAGGACAGCGAUCUGGAACGGCUGCUGGUACUGGAGGAAGUCGAAGCGCCGAAUGAAGACGCCGACGCAGACGGCAUUUCACAUGAUUCGGAGAAUGAGACAGAUGCGACGCGCUCUGUUGGCGAGACUUGGUCCAGCAUGGCUCAGCUCAGUCUGGGAAAAUCACGCUUGCGGGGCUCACAUCGGUCGAACGUAACAUUUCCUGAAAGGGCUCGAGUAAAGCCGGACGAGCAGAUCAAUUCGACUCGGCAUCAGGUCGAUGCUGCUGCAAUCAGCCGAGCUUUGUUCGGCGACACAAUCUCGCCUCUCCUACGUGCGGAGCCAUCGCCAGUAGUCACUCAGAUUGCCGACGAUUGGCUAUCCGACGCUCGUCUGCCUGACCGGCCGCUCAAACUCAGCGGAGGUGUGGCAGGCAAACAAUUCCAGCUUGCCUUCAUUCUUGGUAGCGAGGCAGGAGUAAGCACACUGCUGAUUAAGCGCCUUGAGCCGGUGCUGACGCUUGUGCGGAGGAGGCUCAAUUCUGUGCUGCUGCAGUCGCGCCUCGAAGGCGGAGUCAUCGAUCUGCCUGCGCACAUCAGCGUCCUCCAGAAGCUGUUCUUGUGGAGAAGCCCUGAUAUGAGCUUUUGGGCACACCUUAUCCACCUUAGCAUGGCCCGAACGCUGCCAAAUGCUCAAAUUCUAGAAGUCUCGUUUCGCGAAGAGACCAGGGCGGAGGAGUGGGUCGACACUGGGCGAGUGCGCUUCAAGUCCGAGGCGUUGCGGAGCACAGGUAGCGUCAGAGCGUUAGCAAGCAUCAGCAUUGACUAUGAGAUGCCCUGGCCCUUGACUUAUAUGCUCACCCCGGGCGUGAUCGAGGCCUAUCAGCAGAUGUUUACUCUUCAGCUACAGCUCUUUCGAGCAUCAAGCUGCCUCUCUGAGCUGCUCAACCUUCGCCCGAGCAUGCUCAACGGACUAGGAGUUGAGCUCCGCGAUGCGUCUGGAGAUCGUCAGCCAGCUGCGAUGCCAGCCCACAUUCUGCACACGCGUGCUAACGACGUACGAGCGUCCAUUUCUCUGCGCGUCAAGAUGAAUUGGAUCGUCGCGCUGCUGAGACGGUGGAUCAUGACAGAUAUUUUAGAGCCCCGGUGUCAAGAGAUCGCUGAACGACUGCCCACGUUGUCGUCGUUCGACGAGAUGAUCGAGAUGCAUGCCUCUUCCGUCCGCAGAAUGGCCGACUUGUGCUUCCUCUCUUGGCCUGCGAAAGGCUCGGAGGCCUCUCAUCAAGCAUCACAAAGCGCACGACUUGGCAACUCGGUGCCCAUCGACCAAAGCCGUUUUGAUGCUUCGCAUCUCACUUUUGAUCGGACCAUCGAUGCCAGCCGCACGGUCUACGCGGCGCGAUAUAACGAGCACGUCCAUGGAAUCAUUCUGGACUUGCUCGACAUUGCCGUGGAAGCCAGCGCCGCGGUGCUCAAGCUAGCAGGAAUGUCAAGGUCCAAGAGAUACACGCCACGCGCGAGAACCGCAAAGGCUCAGAAGCCAUCCCGCUCGCAUGCCCGCACAAGGCCUGGAAGGCCAACGAGCUUGUCUGACGAAGAAGAGAUCGAGAGAGAGAUCCAGAGCGCAGGACAAGAAGCCGAGGAACGAGCAGGGAGAGACGAGCCAGAGUUCGGUCACGUCGGGCGUGAUUUUGGCGCGCAUAUCUCACGCCUGGAGAAGUCCUUCGAUCGACUGCUCCUGUCACUGCGGUCUGGAAUCUCGCGCAAGAUUUCCGAGCUUGCAAACGCGCCAGUCCCUCCUCGUGCGCAGGAGGGCCGGAUCAAGGAUCGCCAAAGAGACUUGCAGGACUUGCAAGCUCUCAAAGCUGCGCUGGACGCUUGGCUCGAUUGAAGUUUACGCUUCACGCUCGAAACGGGACGGCUGCGCUGUGCGAAUGAUGGCGUCGCCACUGUCGUCACCGAAGUGUGUCGGCUGGCCUCUUGGAGUCGAGCUGUGCGUCGCUCAUCGGACAAUGCUGUAAUUUUAUAAUUGCAUCUCCCUCAGAUGCCACCAGCGCCAUCUGCUUCUACAUCCGCGCCUUCGCCUGGACCGCCUGUCGCCGCCCCUUGCAAUUGAGAUUGUAGUCUGACGAGCUGGCCAGGUCGGGCCGUAGCACAGCUUCAGCCAGAUGUCGAAUCGCUCGACGUCUCCACGACGCCCUCACCUCUUCCUUUUUCUUUUCGCCCUUCUCUGAAAGCUCUUUGAGCAGCGUCUCUGCUCGCCUGCUGCAAGAGUCGUGAUGCCAAGAGAGUAGAGAAGUUAGCACAACGGAGCGAACAGGCGCCGUGACAU